Messenger RNA from Phycodurus eques (leafy seadragon), 1342 nucleotides. RefSeq names its product glycerol-3-phosphate dehydrogenase 1c (gene gpd1c). Gene Ontology annotation, biological process: glycerol-3-phosphate catabolic process; carbohydrate metabolic process. The coding region runs from base 79 to 1128 and encodes 349 amino acids. The record is from RefSeq and is a predicted model, not a curated record. Gene Ontology annotation, cellular component: cytosol; glycerol-3-phosphate dehydrogenase (FAD) complex. The transcript has 8 exons. Gene Ontology annotation, molecular function: protein homodimerization activity; NAD binding; glycerol-3-phosphate dehydrogenase [NAD(P)+] activity. NCBI's taxonomy places the organism in Eukaryota, Metazoa, Chordata, Actinopteri, Syngnathiformes, Syngnathidae.
AAUCGUGGGGCGUAUAAGGAAGUCAGUUGAUGCGGAAGACAUUAAACAAGAUUUGAAGACAACGACCAUAGGCCCAAAAUGCCAGGGAUAAAAGUCUGCAUCUUGGGAUCGGGAAACUGGGGUUCUUCGAUUGCCAAAAUCAUUGGGUGCAAUGUCAGAUCAUCCAACCGGUUUGACCCAGUGGUGAACAUGUGGGUUUAUGAAGAAAUGAUCGAUGGGAAGAAGCUUAGUGAGAUAAUCAACACGGAGCAUGAAAAUGUCAAAUAUUUGCCUGGUCACAAGCUGCCAAAGAAUGUGGUGGCUGUUCCAGAUGUCACAGAGGCCGUGACAGGAGCAAAGUUGCUAGUUUUCGUCACCCCGCACCAAUUCGUCAGCUCACUUUGCGACCAAAUAAAGCCUCACGUUGCAGACGGGGCGAUCGGCAUUUCACUCAUCAAAGGCAUCAACGAAGGUCAAGACAGAUUGCAUCUAAUCUCAGACAUCAUCAGAAAGGAACUGGAAAUUGAGGUCAGCGUCCUGAUGGGGGCCAACAUUGCUAGUGAGGUGGCAGAUGAGAAGUUCUGCGAAACCACAAUUGGCUCAACAAAUGAGGCAAAUGGACUUAUCUUCAAAGAGCUGCUUCAGACUCCCAAUUUUCGCAUUACUGUGGUGCAGGAGAGUGACACAGUGGAGCUGUGUGGAGCCCUAAAGAACAUCGUGGCAUUGGGGGCCGGAUUCUGUGACGGCCUCGGAUUUGGAGAUAACACCAAAGCUGCUGUGAUCAGGCUGGGUUUGAUGGAGAUGGUUGCCUUCGCCAAGUUGUUCUGCAAGGGCCAAGUGAGCGCCAACACCUUCUUGGAGAGCUGCGGCGUGGCAGAUCUUAUCACUACUUGCUACGGGGGACGAAAUCGCAAAGUUGCAGAGGCCUUUGUCAAAACUUCCAAGUCCAUCGCAGAGCUGGAGGCUGAAAUGCUAAAUGGCCAGAAACUACAGGGUCCACAAACCUCGGCUGAGAUAUACAAGAUUCUACAGAAGAAGAAUGUGGUCAACAAGUUCCCACUCUUUGCAUCCAUAUACCAGAUCUGCUUUGAAGGCAAAGAGGUGAAGAAGUUCAUCACCUGCCUUCAGAACCACCCAGAACACUUGUAGCCUAAAGUGACUACACUACAGUAGUGUGUACUAAUGUCCUACUGUCGAAAUUUUGGACCAAAAGGGGUCCACAAGUCUCAUGAGCUGAAAAUGUACAGCCCAACAAACCAGCACUUUUAAAACUGAAUUAUUAUAAUUGAUGAGUUUUGUUUAUUUUUGUUAUUUUUAUGUAAAUUAGAUUCAACAUUUCAAAAUAAAAGCCUUCUGAAAUCUU